This is a messenger RNA of Dendrobium catenatum, 903 nucleotides long. RefSeq names its product chitinase 2-like. The record is from RefSeq and is a predicted model, not a curated record. Lineage: Eukaryota; Viridiplantae; Streptophyta; Magnoliopsida; Asparagales; Orchidaceae. Gene Ontology annotation, molecular function: hydrolase activity, hydrolyzing O-glycosyl compounds. The transcript is spliced from 2 exons. Gene Ontology annotation, biological process: carbohydrate metabolic process. The coding region runs from base 1 to 903 and encodes 300 amino acids.
AUGAAGUCCCAUCUCCCAAUGAUCCUCCUCAUCUCCCUCCUCGUCUUCCUCUCUCCUCUCGCCGGAGCCGAUAACUCCAAGUACUUUGCCGAGUACAUCGGAUCGGAGUUCACCGACGUCAAGUUCUCCGACGUCCCCAUAAACUCCGGCGUUGACUUCCACUUCAUCCUCUCCUUCGCCGCUGACUUCUCCACCACCAUAUCUCCACCUUCCUCCACAGACGGUAACUUUAUCGUCUACUGGGACACCGACGAUCUCUCCGCCGAUCAUAUCAACGCCAUAAAGCAAGCCAACCCUAACGUCAAAGUGGCCCUCAGCCUUGGUGGCGAUACGGUCUCCGGCAAUCCGGUCUUGUUCAAGCCGACCACAGUUUUCUCAUGGGUGCUCAACGCUGCUUCUUCACUGACGAGAAUCAUUCAGGAAAACCAUCUUGAUGGAAUUGACAUCGACUAUGAGCACUUUCAGGCUGACCCGGCCACCUUUGCUGUUUGCAUCGGGGCCUUAAUCAAAAUUCUAAAGAAGAACAACGUGAUCUCCUUCGCCUCCAUAGCACCCUACGGCAGAAGCGACGUGCAGCAACAUUAUCAGGCUCUGUGGGCUAACUAUGGCGAUGUUAUCGACUACGUUAACUUCCAGUUCUACGCCUACAGUUCAGACACGACGGUGGAUCAGUUGCUGAAUUACUUCGAGGAGCAAAGUUCCAACUACGCCGGCGGGAAGGUGUUGAUGAGUUUGACCGGAGACGCCACCCGUGGCCUUACGCCGGCGAAUGGCUUCUUCGAUGUGUGUCGGAAGUUGAAGGAGGAAGAGAAGCUUGCUGGGAUCUUUGUGUGGGACGCAGACAGCUCCAAGAGCGGAGGAUUUCAGUAUGAGAUUACUGCGCAGAACUUGUUGGCGAGCUAA